AUGGGCGCGCGGGGCGGCUCGCUGCUGCUGGCGCUGCUGCUGUCGCUGCUGCUGUCGCCGGCAGGACCCGGGCAGCCGGCGCCGCAGGAAGCCGACCCAGUGUCAGGGCCCUGCGGCCUCCGGUCCAUCGCGCCGCUGAUCGUGGGCGGGGAGCCGUCGGUGCGCGGGCGCUGGCCGUGGCAGGCCAGCCUGCGUCUGCGGAAAGCGCACCGAUGCGGAGGGAGCCUGCUCAGCCGGCGCUGGGUGCUCACGGCUGCGCACUGCUUCCGAAGUCACCGUGACCCUUCCGAGUGGACGGUCCAGUUUGGAGAGCUGACUUCCACGCUGUCUCCCUGGAACCUGCGGGCCUACGUCAACCGUUACAGGGUGUGGGAUAUCCUUGUGCACCCCAGCUACAGGGGGAUUUUAUUCAACGACAUCGCCCUGGUGAGGCUGGCCUCCCCUGUCUCCUACAACAAGUACAUCCAGCCCGUUUGUGUCCUGUCUUCUACCUUCAUGUUCGAGCACUGGCCUGACUGCUGGGUGACCGGCUGGGGAGACAUCAGCGAGAAUUACACACAUCGGCUGCCUCCCUACAAACUCCAGGAAGUGAAGCUCACAAUCUUAAACAACACCAGGUGCAAUUACCUGUUCAAACAGUCCUCUGCUCGUAGUGUAAUAAAAGAAACAAUGGUUUGUGCUGGUGCUGAGGAUGGCAGUGUAGACUCCUGCAGAGGUGACUCAGGUGGACCCUUGGUCUGCAACAAGAAUGGGCUAUGGUAUCAAGUUGGAGUCGUGAGCUGGGGAGAAGGCUGUGGUCGGCCCAAUCGGCCCGGAGUCUACACCAACGUCAGUGUAUACUUCCAGUGGAUCCGGAUGCUAAUCCCCUGCAGUUCACCAAAGCCAGACCCCUGCCAGUGGCUGCUGCUGCUGCUCACUUUGCUGUGGGCUCCCCGACUCCUGCAGUCGGCCUGAGUCUACCAUAGCCUGUGGGAGUACAGUGGGUGCCACAGCACCUGCACACUCCCCCAGGCUUGGGUACUCCAGGGUCAGGGUCAGGACUGCCUGCAUCAGGCUCCUUUCCCCUUCUGUCCCAUUUGCUAAUAAACAUGUGCACAUGUUCAGGUUGAUGCCUUGCAUAGCUUUCUGGGGAACCAAGUUCCUUCCUGGACAACUCCCCCCUGUUCACCCAUGUCCAGUUCAGGCCAAGACCCCACCCAGACUCAUAACUCUUUGUCCAGGUUUUGGUUGCAAACAGCAGCACUCUCUCUGGUUAGUUGUAUCAGAAAGAUAAAUUAGGGAAGGACACUAGGAG
Messenger RNA from Galeopterus variegatus (Sunda flying lemur), 1294 nucleotides. Its product is annotated as putative serine protease 41. Gene Ontology annotation, molecular function: serine-type endopeptidase activity. The coding region runs from base 1 to 954 and encodes 317 amino acids. The record is from RefSeq and is a predicted model, not a curated record. Gene Ontology annotation, biological process: proteolysis. NCBI's taxonomy places the organism in Eukaryota, Metazoa, Chordata, Mammalia, Dermoptera, Cynocephalidae. The transcript has 6 exons.